ACUAAACAUGUAUAAAUACAGAUAUGAGGUCAGGAAAAUGAAAGCCGACUGGCUCUUUUUGAAUACAGGUGAGUAAACUUUAACUCAGACAGAUUCUUUUUGUCUAUAAUCUUUUCAGUCGCUUAUCUGCUUGUAAAGUCAAAGAGAAAAUGAGUCACGGAUCAAAGGUGCUUUGGUUUCCAUGAAUGAGGUAAGCCUGUCGCUGCGGGGUGGAACUAAUGCAGGAGCAGAGGAAUCCAUGGAAAAGCGGAACGUUUCCGUUUCAGAUGCGUCCCUGUAAAUCCACCGGCCAAGCGGGGCUCUGGACAGAUGCCAGUUGGUGAAAGCGGUGAACUCCCAGCAGCGUCUGCUGAUGAUGCAGAGCCCCUCACUUUCACAAGCCCCCCCCCCUUCAGUAGAUGUGAAGUGGUAGAUGCCGGCUACAUGAUAUGUUGAAAGCAGGACGGGUGUUUUGGAUCCAGGACACGGUGGCAGUGAGACGGGAAUGUCGGCCGGGGUUGCGUGUCGUGUCCGCACGGCGGAUCUGGAUUUGAGCGUCUGCGCCUUUCAGGAUUCCGUCCGGAUUAGCUGCUGAAUUCCAGGACGGAGGAGGACGGCGUGUCCUCCCUGCCUCUGUGUUGUCUAUGCCGCAGCUGGCUGCAGAUGCAGCUGCGCAGAGGAAGUUGGAACCCCAGCGCGGCAUCUGUCAGGACUGCUCCGGAGGUCACAACCUGCUGAAUCCCCACAUCCGACGCUUCUCAUCCGGACCUCACAAGCUCCCUCUACACCUGCCUCUGUGCCAUGACGUGGACACCAUGUCAGACUGUAGUCCGUGGACAACUCUGUCCAACUUUAACGUCCCGCAUUACUUCAGUGGAGCCCGUCUGCGCCGCUCCAAAAGCUGUAGAACCAGCAACAGGAAGAGCCUGAUCGGAAGCGGGCAGUCGUCCGGUCUCACCCGGCCUCACUCCCCUCUGUCGUCUCUCACAGGAACAAGCCCACAAGACAGCCCUCGAAACUUCUCCCCCAGUGCCUCUGCCCACUUCUCCUUCGCUCGAAGUCAUUGCCACAGAACGGACAGGACUGAUGGCCGCCGCUGGUCCUUGGCCUCCCUUCCCUCCUCUGGAUAUGGAACCAACACCCCCAGUUCCACCAUUUCUUCAUCCUGUUCAUCACAGGAGAAGCUGCACCAGCUGCCCUUCCAGCCCACCCCCGAUGAGCUCCACUUCCUCUCCAAGCAUUUCUGCACCGAGAGCAUCUCAGGGGAGGAAUGCCGCCGAGCGACGGCCAUGCGACCUCGCUCCCGCAGCCUCAGCCCUGGAAGAUCUCCGUCCUGCUACGACCACGAGAUCAUCAUGAUGAAUCACGUCUACAAGGAGCGGUUCCCCAAGGCCACGGCUCAGAUGGAGGAGAAGAUUCAGGAGAUCAUCCGCAGCAACUCCCCAGAGAGCGUCCCGCCUCUGGCGGACGGUGUGCUCGGCUUCGCCCACCAUCAGAUCAUCGAACUGGCCCGCGACUGUCUGGAAAAGAGUCGGUUCGGACACAUCACGUCCAGCUACUUCUGUGAGCUCACAGACAAGCUGGAGAGGCUCGUUCAAGAGUCCACAGAGAGGUCAGAAAGCGAGGAGGUGAACUUCAUCAAAGAGCUGGUGAAGAAGAUCCUCAUCGUGAUAGCUCGACCCGCUCGGCUGCUGGAGUGUUUGGAGUUUGACCCGGAGGAGUUUUACCACCUCCUGGAGGCAGCUGAAGGACACGCCAAAGAGGGCCAGGGCAUCAAGACGGACAUCCCUCGGUACAUCAUCAGUCAGCUGGGGCUCACCAGAGACCCCCUGGAAGAAAUCGCCCAGCUGACCAGCUGUGACAGCGGUAUCGCAGAAACCCCAGAGACAGAUGAUUCUUCUCAGAGCAUCGGCACCGCGCUGCGAUCCCGAAGGAAACCCUGUGAGCUCGACUUUGAGAUGAUAAAGCUCAUCAGCAACGGAGCCUAUGGAGCUGUUUAUUUAGUUCGACACAAGGAAACCAAGCAGCGAUUUGCCAUGAAGAAGAUCAACAAGCAGAAUCUGAUGCUGAGGAAUCAAAUACAGCAGGCCUUCGUGGAGAGGGACAUCCUCACCUUCGCCGAGAACCCCUUUGUUGUGUCCAUGUAUUGCUCAUUUGAGACGCGCCGGCACCUGUGCAUGGUGAUGGAGUACGUUGAAGGGGGAGACUGUGCCACCCUGCUGAAGAACAUGGGUCCGCUGCCCGUGGACAUGGCCCGCAUGUACUUUGCAGAAACCGUCUUGGCUUUGGAGUAUCUCCACAACUACGGCAUCGUCCACAGAGAUCUCAAACCUGACAAUCUUCUGGUGACCUCGAUGGGGCACAUCAAGCUGACAGAUUUUGGUCUCUCCAAAGUGGGGCUGAUGAACAUGACCACCAACCUGUACGAAGGUCACAUUGAGAAAGACGCCCGAGAGUUCUCCGACAAGCAGGUUUGUGGAACCCCGGAGUACAUCGCUCCUGAGGUCAUUCUGAGACAAGGCUACGGGAAGCCGGUGGACUGGUGGGCCAUGGGAAUAAUCCUCUACGAGUUCCUCGUCGGCUGUGUGCCUUUUUUUGGAGACACUCCAGAGGAGCUGUUUGGACAAGUUAUCAGCGAUGAGAUCAACUGGCCUGAAGGGGAGGAAGCGCCCCCUCUGGACGCUCAGGAGCUAGUCACCUUGCUGCUCAGGCAGAACCCUCUGGAAAGGCUGGGCACAGGUGGCGCUGCGGAAGUGAAGCAGCAUCAGUUCUUCCACCACCUGGACUGGAACGGCCUGCUGAGGCAGAAGGCUGAGUUCAUUCCCCAGCUGGAGUCUGAGGAUGACACCAGCUACUUCGACACUCGCUCUGAGAGGUACCACCACCUGGAAACGGAGGAGGACGACACAAACGAUGAGGACUUCAGCGUGGACCUGCGGCAGUUCUCCUCCUGCUCCCACAGAUUCUCCAAGGUUUACAGCAGCCUGGAUUUGUCCCGGGGGCAUCUGGAGGAGAAGGGGGAGGCGGAGGAGAAGAAGAGCGAGAGCCCUCUGACGGUGGACUCCCUCAGCUGGACGCCAGACUUUGCGGACGUGCCGUCGCUGUCCCACUCGACCGACUCAGACGGCCUGAACCACGGCCCCCGAUCCAGUCUGCUGCCAAAGUUUGCCAUUUCCGCCGAGAGCGAAGGGGACGACACCUCAGGGCUCGGGGACCCCAGCAAGGCCUCCUUCUCCAUGGGGGAGCUGCUUCAGGACGAGGCCGACGCCACCACGCCCGGCAGCAGCCACAGCGGCGCCACGCUGUCAGGAAGUUUCUCUGAACAUCUGGAUCAGCUGACGCCCAGAGGUGAGGACGCCGUGAGCCCCGACAGCACGAGUCCCGCCUCCACAGAUCAGCCUCCACAUGCGGAGAGCGCGGCAGCGGAGAAACCGUCAUCUGUGGCGAAGCUCCCCAAGUCUGUGUCCACUGGGGCUCUGUCUCUGAUGAUCCCUGCAGAUAUCUUCGGCGUGUCCCCUCUGGCCAGCCCCCUGUCUCCGUACUCCCUCUCCUCCGACCCGUCCUCCAGAGACUCGUCUCCGAGCAGAGACUCCUCCCUCUUCAGCGCCAUCCCGCGCCAGCCCGUCGUCAUCCACAGCUCGGGGAAGAAGUUCGGCUUCACGCUGAGGGCCAUCCGGGUCUACGCCUGUGACGGCGACAUGUACACCGUGUACCACAUGGUCUGGAAUGUGGAGGAAGGCGGGCCGGCGCAGAAAGCGGGACUGAAGGCCGGAGACCUCAUCACCCACGUGAACGGAGAAACGGUCCACGGUCUGGUCCACACUGAAGUGGUGGAGCUCCUGCUGAAGAGCGGCAGCAAAGUGGCCAUCUCCACCACCCCCUUUGAGAACACGUCCAUAAAAACCGGCCCGGCCCGGAGGAACAGCUACAGGAGCAAGAUGGUGAGGUGUGGAAAGAAGCCCAAGAAGGAGAAGACGCCGGAGAGGCGGCGUUCUCUUUUCAGGCGCUUCGCGAUGCAGCCGUCUCCUCUGCUGCACACCAGCCGCAGUUUCUCCUCCCUCAACCACUCCCUUUCCUCCGGUGAGAGUCUCCCUGGCUCCCCCACCCACAGCCUCUCCCCUCGCUCCCCCACCGCCGCCCUCCGCCCCUCACCAGACUUCACCCAGUCAGGGGGGAACUCGUCGCAGAGCAGCUCCCCCAGCUCCAGCGCCCCCAACUCCCCCGCGGGCUCGGGCCACAUCCGGCCCAGCACCCUGCACGGCCUGGGCCCCAAGCUGCCGGGUCAGAGGCUCCGGCAGGGCCGCCGCAAGUCCGUCAGCGGCAUCCCCCUCUCCCCUCUGGCCCGGACGCCCUCCCCCACCCCCCAGCCCACGUCUCCACAGCGCCCCCCCUCCCCGCUCUUCAGCGGACACACCGUGGCCAUCUCCAAGACGACCCCGGCCUUCCCGGCCAAUAUCCACUCCCCCCCGACGAUUGUGCGCCACAUCGUCUGCCCCAAAAGUGCGGAGCCGCCCCGCUCCCCCCUCCUGAAGCGAGUCCAGUCUGAGGAGAAGCUGGGCCCCUCCUACACAGGGGACAAGAAGCACCUCUGCCCCCGCAAGCACAGCCUGGAGGUGACUCAGGAGGAGGUGCAGGACGAGGAGCUGAACGACCACAGCGCUGACGAGACGUCCAGCGAGACGCUGCCCGUCUCGCGCCUACGGCCCGUCGAGCAGGGCUGCCUGAAGCGGCCCCCCAGCCGGAAGAUGGGCCGGCAGGAGUCCGUGGAGGAGCUGGACAAGGAGAAGCUUAAGUGUAAGAUGGUGGCGAAGAGACAGGACUGGUCUGAGAGGAGAGAGUCCCUGCAGAAGCAGGACGCCCUGCUCGACUGCGACGCACUGCCCCCCUGUGGCGAGGAUAGGAGCGACGCCUUUCUGUUCCGAAGCAAAGCCAAAUCCCAGAACGUCCCAGAACUGAGCCCAGCAGACGCCAAAGCAGCCGGUCCAACCCUGAAGGACGUGCUGUACAAAAAGCUGUCCUCGCGAGUGUCUGAGGGCAUCUCCGAGGCUUCCAGCAGCAGCAGCUGCGACAGUGACGGCGCCCCCGCCCACCCCCGACAGGUUAAGGACACUCUGAAACCCGAGCGGCUGGACUUCAAAGCCCCCAACAUGGAGUUCACCAGGAAGAGGCUGUCCUUCGAGGAGCGGGACGACUGCAUGUGUCGACUGUCGCCCGGCCUCCACGAGAACCUCCACUUCGGCUCCAUGAGGUCCAAGAGCCUGCAGCUGGAUGAGCACCUGAAGGGGGGGGCGCACCCCAGCCCCGAAGGUCUGAGUCCCAAGCUCUACUCUGGGAGGGGGGAGAGCGCCGUGGAGAAGCUGCAGCUCAUCUCGUCUGCAGAGUCGCAGCUCAGAAAGACGUCGUCCGACUACAAACUGGAGGGGCGCCACGUCUCCUCGCUCAAACCUCUUGAAGGAACUCUGGACAUCGGCCUCCUUUCAGGUCCCAGAGUUUCCAAAGCGGAAACUUUUUUCCCCAAAGUGACGGACAACGCGGGCGACGGCGCCGCUGCAACCUCCCCCGUCCGGCUCCACAGCCCGACAGAGCGACAGAAGAGCCUCGCCUCCCUGAGGAACGCGGACAGGAUGAAGAGCCCGCUGACCGCCUGCCUCGGCGCCGAGGUCGCAUCUUCAGGAAACGGCUCGGCGGUUUCCAGGGAAACGGCGGGAGCAGCAGAGGGAAAAAGCUUUUCUGAGAAAUCACAACCCAGAGAACAGUCACAGGCUCCGCCCUGCAAACCCGAGGCCUUCGCCGUCAAACAGGAGAGCAGGAGCGGCACCAAGGCUGAGCACAGAGCCCCACGGCACGCCUCUCACUUCUCCACCUGCGGAAGAACUCCCUCCAUACGGGAAGUGAGUAACGAGGACCAGGAAGAGGAGGCGGAGCAACAGGAGGAAGAGGUCAGAGCAACACCGACGUCAAAACACAGCAAAACUGAGGAGUCGUUGAGUUCUGCAAAGCUGGAGGCGACUGCGGCUGCAGCUGAUCCAUCACCUGAAUCCGCUCUGGAUGCAGGACAGCCCCCCAGCUGCGAGGGGGCAGAACCUGCUGCUCAGAACCCAAGCAGAACCUUAGGUUCCAAAGUUCCAGAGCGAUUGGUCGCUGCUUCAGCUCCAGAGAAAGCUCUGCUGCUGAACAUCGGCUCCACACAGCAGCAGCCCCACGUCCCAACCGCAGGAUCUGCUUCUGAGCAGGACGGCAAAACCGCAGACGAAGCUGCUGCCAGGGUGCAACAAAACAUCGCAGACUCAACACAACCUGGCGGCAACUCUGCCGCCGCAGACGACAAGAGAGACCUAGUGUCACCCAGAAGGAAAGAUCCAGAAUCCAGCGAGGAUUCAGGAAGAAAAGACGAAACUGUCAAAAACGUUUUUGCUGCUGCAAACCUGCAACUUACAGCAAAUUCAGCUGUUUCCAGUCUGAAAGGCAAAGUCAGCCCUGAACCGCAACCUGCAACACAAAUCGCACCACACCUCACAACACAACCUGCAGUGCAAUCUAAAUCCCCACUAGCAACACAACCUGCAACAAAGCUUGCAACACAACAUGUAGCACAACCUGCGGUGCAAUCCACAUCACUACUCGCAACACAACCUGCAGUGCAAUCCACAUCACUAAUCGCAACACAACCUGCAAACAAACUUACAACACAACAUGUAACACAACCUGCAGUGCAAUCCAAAUCACUACUUGCAACACAACCUCCAACCAAUCUUACAACACAACAUGUAACACAACCUGCAGUGCAAUCCACAUCACUACUCGCAACACAACCUGCAUCAAAACAUACAACACAACCUGUAUCGCAGCCUACAUCCCCACUUGCAACACAACCUACAGCAAAAACUGGUAAACAACAGAUGCAACCUGCAACAAAAUGUUUUACACAACCUGCAACCCAAACUGCAGCACAAGACACACCUAAAUUUACAACACAACCAACAGUGCAACCCAGCUCCCAACUUUCAACACAACUUCAAAAGCAACCUGCAUCACAAACUGCGGCACAACCCAUUGUGCAACCGAGAUCGCCACUGGCAGCACAACCUGCAACACAACUUCAAAAGCAACUGGCAGUGCAACCUUUCCCACAAACUGCAUCCCAGCUGGCAACCGCUGCGCCUGCAGCCGCUGCGCCUGCAGCCGCUGCGCCUGCAGCCGCUGCGCCUGCAGCCGCUGCGCCUGCAGAGGAGCGAACCGUCAAAUGCAGCUCGAUCCUCAAACAGCUCCAAGAACCUGCAGCCAUUAACAAGCAAACACAGGACGAAGCGGCUUUUCUGACGCCUGAAGAGUCCGUGCAGCUCAAAGGUCCUGCAGCAGAGUCCAAAGCCAAAGCCCCGCCCCCUAAAAGUCUAAAGGCUGCGGCUCCAUCAGCAGCCGUCAGACCUAAAGACCUCACGCCCAAGAUCCAGACCCAUCCGGACCCCAAACCUGCAGCUCAGGCUCAGCUGCCUCCAUGCGCCUCUCAGCCCGACCUGCAGAAACCUGCAGCAAAGAAGGAGUCCAGCCUCAAACCCGAGAGCCAGAAGGUCCCAGAAACCAGAACCGGCGCCCCGGACAGGCAGCCGGUCUCCACCCGGAAGGAGCCGGCAGACAGGAAGAAAAAGGAGGAAGUCCCGCCUCCGCAGAAGAACACUAAACGAGAUCCGAACCGGGCGUCUCCGUCUGCUGACAAAGACAGGUGUCGGCCGCAGAAGGAGUCUCCGCGCAGCAACAGGAAGUGACAUCACAUCCAGUUUAAAAAAAACAACCAUGAACAUGUCGCAGCAUCCCCGCGCUUUUUAUUCUUUUUUGUUUCAGGACCGGGCAAGCUGUUCCACGCCGAUGUCUGUGCUCUGAAUGUACCGUUUGUCUGGAAAUGUUUGGUUUCAGCCGAACCGGAAAACCGCCGCCGUAAGAAGAUUUGAGCUGCUCUCUUUAAGCGAAGGCGACCGGAGGUCUUCUCGCGCAGGAGAUCUGUGCUGCGCUGAGGAGACGGCGUUCCGUCUUCUCCAAAAAAAAGAAAAAGGAAAAAGAUUUCAUGUAAAUCCAAUAUGAGUGAAGGGGCCUUAGAUUCACGGGGAAUAAUUUGCUCACAUUCCUUUGACAUCUGUACAUAUUGAUUUUUAAGCAAUAUGGUGUAAAUAGAACCAUGUCCGACACGGGGCUGACUCGAUUGUCUUACACGUGAAGAUUUUGCCGUUAGUGCGCUCGUGGAAGAUGUGAGCCACGUUUUCUGGUGUUCUCAAAAAGAAGCUGGAAGGUCUUUCUGAAAAUGUAGCACGAGAUGAAGAAUGUUUGCAGGAGGCAAAAACGAAAAAACUAGGAAGUAUUGAAGUUUCACGAGGGUUCAUGAGUGUUUGCAUCUCAUGCAUCAAUCCAUCACCUGAACAGGAAAUCCACCGUACGAACCCCCCUGCUUGUGAUCGCGUCCCCCUGCAGUUCUUUCCACCUUUCUGGGUUUUAGAGGCCUUUCUUUUUUUUUUUAAAGCGACGUCCAGAGCCUGUAGUGUUAGCAGAAUGGAAAAAAAAAAAUCCACUCAAGUUGAUUCGCUGUGAUCUAAGAGGUCGUGACUGACUUCAGUCUGAACUGUGAGAACAGAAGCACCUUAUGGAAACGCGGAGCCGAAAGCCGUCUCUUCUUUAGUCCGGUGAUCAAAUCCUCGAAGCACAUCAGUGUUUGUUUACAAAGCAUCAUGGAUGUAUAUUUUGUAUAUCGUCGAGUUGCCAAAAUCUUCGUGAGAUGAUGUCGCUUCUAGCCGUGUUGCUCCUUUGGCCUCUGGGACGUUUCGUUUGUGCCGUAAUCGGUGUCUGCUCUCCGUUUUCUUCCUUCCUGUGUGCAAAAACUCAAAGUGUUUUGAUGAACAUGGUUUGUCUUUUAGAAAAUGUGCAAUAAAAGUGUUCUGAGUUUUUGUAUUUUCCAAGAAGGAAAGCUCUAUGGAUGUCAUAGAUGUUGUAUAUUAACAGAUAUUUAUACUUAUGUUGCGUAAAAUUGAAAAUAAAAUGAAAUUCUGAGAUUUUGUUUG
Oryzias latipes (Japanese medaka) is the source of this 9023-nucleotide messenger RNA. The record is from RefSeq and is a predicted model, not a curated record. NCBI's taxonomy places the organism in Eukaryota, Metazoa, Chordata, Actinopteri, Beloniformes, Adrianichthyidae.